UUCUCGUUCCCGAUUUAGUGCGAUCCAGACCUUUAAAGCCAACAACAAAUAUGAUCAUAGUCGCUCUUAAUGAGCAAAUUCGUGUUAAUGAUAAUUCUGAUUCUUUGCUCGCGCGCGAUAACACUGGAUACAAACGUGUCAAUUAAUAAUCCAGUCGUCAUCUCUUCAACCAAGAGCCCCUUUUAUCUUCGACCGAAUACCGUUAAUGUAAAUACAGUUUUAUUCAAAGAUUCUGAUGUGUCUAAAAUUUGUUGGAAUGCAGAUGACGUCAUUCUCCUUGCGAUUCGCCGAGAAAUGCAAGAACUGAUACCUACAAAAAUGCCUGAAAACGUAACGAAGCUCUUCGACUACUACAAGCUGUUACUGGAAGCAGUGGACUCGCUCGAAACUGACGACGGCGACGGUGGGCAACGGCGGAAACUCAUCGUGUCGGCCUUCGCAGACUCCAUCGGGGGCCACCUCAACUUCUUAGGGAUCCCUGCGACGAACGCGGGCUACUACACCGGCGACGUGGAGUACGAGGAGGCCCGCAACAUGCACGAUUUGUUUGACACCGUCAAAGAGUACCUGGCCACGAGCGGUCGCGACUGGCGAACACCCAUCCCCUCUCCCAUCGUCCCCGGAACAAUCCCCGUUCGGCCUCUCGAACUGCGCUUCCCGCUAAGACAGGAUCCCUGCCGGGAAUUGGUUCUUAGACCCGGAGCCAAAGUCGACGGUGGGACUGCAGACUUAUUACCUAUUCCUAUGCCGUACCUAGACGACGAGAACCAUCCCAAUUCAAUUGCCCUCCCUUUUCGUUUUAGGAGUUUAUUCAGUCUUGGAAAUGGAAACACGUCGAACGUGUUGCUCCGAUAUUACGAACUAGGUCUCGGCUGCUUGGCCCAUUCCUACCGGCCCAAGGAUGUGGCAUCUUUCAACGCUAACGUUAGUUCUUGGAUUUUUAAAUCGGUUUUGCCGCAUUUACGAGGAACAAAAUGGUAUCCAGGCUUCAAGGGAGUCACAAGGAUAAUUGAGACCGCGAGAUUAGUAGAUUCUGGUGAAAUUCAGCUGCCUUUGACUUCUUCUUCGAACACAACACCGAUGACGCAUUGGGAAGAUUCCAGAGAUAGACUCUGGAAUAGGGGAAAUCUGAACGCAUCGCUGACGACGAAAACUGAUGGAGCAAUGCUUCGAAUGCGAUCGGCGGCUCCUGAUUGGCUCUUGCGGGAGCUGGAGAAAUGUGCUCAUUUCUCGGGCCGAUUCGCCAAGUUCUCACUCUCCAGAGAUGCUGCAGUGGGAAUCGUGCUCUGCUUUUUGGUCCUUCUCCUACUUCCUUGCUACAUCCGUCAUCUUCGGCGACGGAAAACCGCAAGAACACGGCGACUUCGGACGCGAGAGAGUGAAACAAAGCUCUUCCGAAAGCUUCUGGUUCUCUCCCCACAAGAAGGAGGAGCGGGCAAGAGAAGGAACUCCGGUCUGGUUCAUACAGAAGGAUCUGAUGACGAGGAGGUUCAUUCGAAGUUCACAUUUUUUAAGAAUUUCUGGCGAAAAACAAGAACGCUACCAACACAUAGUGAAAGGAGUCUGUCACUUCUGGAUACAGAAAGAAGAAAUCAUAAUGAUGGUCCAUCCCGCGCAACAUUGCCCACCGACGAUUGUGAACGUCUGUAUCGAUCUGAAUAGAUAUUGUCAUUGCUUAAAAGAUGUAAAAUAGGAAAUAACAUUACAUAUCGGUGGCUAAAAAGCGAGACCACGUGUCUCCUUUUGCAACACCGUAGACUUCUAGUCACACUG
Messenger RNA from Bemisia tabaci, 1773 nucleotides. RefSeq lists its product as uncharacterized. The record is from RefSeq and is a predicted model, not a curated record. NCBI's taxonomy places the organism in Eukaryota, Metazoa, Arthropoda, Insecta, Hemiptera, Aleyrodidae.